UCUGCUACUGUCACGGUGUGAAAGAACAGUAUCUUACACCGUGACUAGCAAUUUCGUUAACUGAACAACGAUAAUACGAUAUACCGUAAACAACGCAUGGAAGAAAUUGUGUGACGUGUGAAAUAGUGUUGCUUGGACAGUCUGCAGAUGUUCUGUGGUUCGACCUCUCUGGUUCUAUACUCUCUGGUAAAGAACUUGGAAAAGUGCAAAUAAAGUAAAAAAGGUAAUGAGCCAGUUCAGUAAACCGAUGUUGAUAAACUUAGCCAUGUUUCUGGUUACCAUCAUGCAUGGCGCUUGGAAAGACCUACCCGCGUAGAUAUUAUAAAACAUCAAACAAGCAUUGUAAAUUUGUUAGUGAUGGGCGAGGAUACUCCAACCGCCUGUUUAUGGACUGUUACGGAUUGCAGUCGUGGUGGGAAUGUGUGUAGAUCAGUAACAGAUGGGAAAGGGUAUUCGUUCAGUUAUUAUGGCAGUAAUGUAAAUGUUACUUCAAAAUUGUUAAAAAAGUUGUCAGAUGUUCUCGUGCCAGAAUCAGUGAUUAAAGGUGAUUGUUAAAUUCAUGGAGAACAUAUAUGCAAUAGUGAUUGUCAAAUGAUUUUCAAGUUUAAACCAUCUGUUUAUUAAAGUUAAAUAUCCAGGUUGAAGGAACAUUAUUGAACUUUGCAAUGCACCACUUUCGGCAGGCUACUGAGGGUUAUGGGUAAGGCAAAGUUUAAAAUGAAAUUAUCUGGAUGUUUUUGGUUUUCAAAAUAAACAAGUCAUUAAAUUAUUUAUAAGUAAUAUUAAUUUCCAUCCAAAAAGUGGUUUAGUUUUUAUAGUAAAAUAUUUGUAAUAUUUCACUCUUUAUGUUGAACCUACACAAUACAAAUGUUUUGAAAGUUAAGAAAUUUUAAUUUAAGGGUAUAAAAAUGGUUGUUUUUUAAUAUUUUGUUCAAAAAUCAAGAAAUACUUCAGAUCAAAAUUAUUCUGUGUUUUAUAUUUGCUUGAAACACCAUUCUUGAAACUGGAUUUCAGUAGCAUCAGUUAACCCCCUCACAAUAUAGAGAAUGAAGUGUCAUCCUAACGGGCAGGCCUGCACUAAGUGACAUUGUUGAAGGGGCACCAUACUAUAUUUUUUAUUCUAAAAGAAAAUAAUAUUUUUAAAAUUUCAAUGAAAAUAUUUACUUUUUUGUGUGUGUUUAAUAAAAUCAGGAAAGUUUAGGUUUGUUUCUCGCUAAUGUAGAAAAUUGAAGAUAAUAGAAAUAAUGAUGGCACAUCUGAAUAAUAUUCCAAAUAAAUUUAAGGAAAAAAUAAAUGUUCAAUCAAUUAAGCAAUAAAUUAUUUAUUAAAAUAAAAAGAAUAUUGCUAUUAUUUAAUAAAGUAUUUCAAAAGUGGAGUAAAAAACUUGAAAUUAUUCCACCAUUUCCACUCUGAGUCACAUCAUCUGUAGGAACACUACUGAGUGAAAGUAUUAAUAACUGAUUGUGUACAUUAUGGCGGGUUAUAAUAAAUAUUCCUUGGGCUCCUGCAUUCUUUUUUCUCAAUUAUGUGUUAAUUGUAGUGCUCUCUUGUGACUAGUUUCGGAAAUAUACAGAAAAAAAUGAACGAUGGCCAUUCCACAUCAGAGGUUGGAAGAUCCACGGGUGUGGCAUCCAGGCUCAUGGCGGCUGCUCAGGCGGAAACUGCGCCGUCGAGCGCAAUCGAGGAAACAGCGUUGACGGUGCAACGCCUGCUGGAGGGCGUAGCGGCGGCCGAAACGGAGGUAGAAGCGGAGGCGGAGAAGGCGCUGCUGGCGGGGGCUCUGGCGGCCGGCGCGGAGGCUCAGGCACUGGCGCGUGUACAAGCUGUCCUGGACCGCACGUGGGAGAGGCUGAACGCGGGCCAUUGGAGCACCGUGCCCCUACCGCGGCGCCGCCUCUACGCGCUGGCGUCUUUGCACAAGAAGGAGAAAGUAUUGUCUAACUCAGCUCCUGCUGUACCACCUCUCUGCAGUGGGCCAACUACGCCUGUGCCUACUCUAUCUUUGCCCUCAUUGCAACAAUUUUCGAAUGACCACUUCAAACCUCAUCUACCAGUGCUUCUUGCAGGUGCUGCAAAUCACUGGCCUGCUAUACAUCGUUGGUGUAGCCUUGAAUAUUUGUGUCAUGUGGCAGGUGCUCGAACUGUGCCAGUGGAAUUAGGUGCUCAUUAUGUUGACCCUACUUGGUCCCAAAGACUCAUGACAUUAGAGAGUUUUGUAGAGAAGCAUGUGAAAUGCGAGAGUCAGAUCUCUACGUCAGAUAACUCUCAACUUGGUUACUUAGCCCAACAUCCUCUUUUUGAUCAAGUGCCAGAAUUGAGAGCUGAUAUCUGUAUCCCAGAAUACUGCUGCCUAAGUGAUAAGCAAGAUGAAUCUUUAGAUCCAGACAUCAAUGCUUGGUUUGGCCCAGCUGGCACCGUCUCACCCCUCCACUUUGACCCUAAACACAACCUGCUGACACAAGUGGUAGGUGCCAAGAGGGUACUGUUGUAUGCACCUGAGGUAUCAGCUGCAUUGUAUCCACAUGAAGAACCUCUGCUCAGUAACACAGCACAAGUAGAUCCAGAGAAUCCAGAUUACACAAGUUUUCCAGAUUUUCAAAAAGCACAAGCUUGGGAAUGCACGCUCAAGCCAGGAGACAUGCUGUAUAUACCACCUCGAUGGUGGCACCAUGUACGCUCACUUAGUGUAUCUUUCUCAGUGUCGUUUUGGUGGGAAUGAUUGUGGGAGUGCUGACAAAGUUUGAACCAUUCUAAUAAAUAAUUUUCUCAUCGGUAAGACAUGGUAAUAGGAUGGAAGGGGGAGAUAAACAGAAACCACCUUACACAUACCACAGUGACAUACUGGCAGUUACUGUAGUAACUAUUGAAAUCCCAGUAUUAUUUUUUGAUAGUUCUCUUAUAAAUCAUUUGAAGUAUUUAUUUCAUGCACAGCACGUACCAACUGAAUAUUUUCCUCAGCAGAAACUGACUAAUAUUCCGAUAGUAAAUACUUGUAAGACAAGUAAGAUACAUCAUAAAUAUCAAUACAAAUUUAUUUAAGGAAAAAUCAAAUACAAUACAUUCACAACGAAUGCAAGCCAUCUCCAGGCAUCUCAAACAGUCUUAUAUGCAGAUACUUAUGUCUGUGUAAGCCAACACACUUAAAUGUUGGCAAUAUUC
Molecule: messenger RNA, 3159 nt
Organism: Gryllus bimaculatus (two-spotted cricket)
Lineage: Eukaryota; Metazoa; Arthropoda; Insecta; Orthoptera; Gryllidae
Source: the annotation of a GenBank genome assembly